AUGUCAAGUAAAGACGAUGACCGACGUCUUUUUGAGCAUUUUGUGAUCGCUGGUCUCUCACAGGAAGCUCCUGAGCAAGCCACCCCAUCAUCCCAAGAGUUUGGCUUCCGAAACAGCUCUCCUCUGGCUCCAAUUACUGAUAUUUGUGUCAUUUUUCCAAGCCUCGGUGAAACGGCUCCUGAGGGGUACGAAAUUAUUGAGACCACGCAGUUAGGAUACCCUGCAGAUCUAAAUCAUGGCUCAAUACGUAUGCCAAGCGUGUUUCUAUGUUAUCGCAGGGGAUAUCACAAACCUCCACUGCUUGACAUCGGAUUGAUUGAAUACGGUCGGGGUGAAAAGCCCAUGGUUGAUACUAACAUCGUGCAAACAACUCCUUUCGGACGACCGGCGAAUGUUAAUAACGCAUCUCAGAAUAUAUUUCUUACUUAUCGACGGGCUGUCCCAAGCAGUGCACCUAGCCAGUUUGUGGUCACCGACAUUUGUGUUAUACUCGCUAAUAAAGGAGAAAUUCCCCUUCACACUUAUUACAAAAUUCCAAAGAAUUUAAAUAAGGGUAUGGUUGGAUCAGAUGUAUAUAUUUGCUACAAAAAAUCACAGUGCUCUACAAAACGACUGGCUUAUAAGCCAUCGGUUCUUGACUAUUUUCCAAAGGCUAAAUCUGGAGACAGUAACGAUGAUGAUUUCAAAUUAGCUCAGAACAUAUCCCUUUUCUGUCUCCCAAUGGGCGCCCUUAUUGAAUGUUGGCCGGUUAAGUGUCAGCCACCGGACAGAGUUUUCUCAACAUUCGUUCUUACUGACGAAAACGGAACAAAGUUUUAUGGUGCUUCUGUUUCUUUUUUCGAGAAAUAUGAUGAAAAGCUGUCUGAGGAACAGUUGGAACAAUUAGAACUCAAUUCAACGGGCCGGGUAGACGAGGCAGGUGCCGUGGAAGAUAGCUCUAGUAACAAUGAUCCUGCUGAUGAGAUGACGUUUUACACAAACAUCGCCAUUUGCAUUAUUUCGCGAUAUCCGUUUUUUAAUUCCUUCAAGCGUUUCCUUUAUUACAUACACAGGAUGUCUAUAGGAGGAGGAGUGCAUGCAGUUCCUAUAGAACGUUACAUAUCACAUUUGAUGUUCGAAGUGUCCUUUCCUACACCGCGCCGUCCUUAUGUUCUGAUGCAGCUGGGGUCUGAGACAAUAAGCUUCGACUCGUACGAUGAAAGCCAGCUGCCACUGAACGGUGCUCAGCUAUGCGACACGCUGAGAGCACUUGGCACUGAUAAUCUUAUUUAUCUGAUGAUGCUCGCACUGCUGGAACAAAAAAUACUGGUACACUCGUUGAGGUCUUGGAUGCUCACUGCUGUUGCUGAGAGCGUAUGUGCUUUGAUGUUUCCCUUCCAUUGGCAGUGUCCAUAUGUUCCCCAGUGUCCUUUGGGACUAGCCGGUGUGCUUCAUGCUCCUUUGCCAUUUAUUGCCGGAGUUGAUUCGAGGUACUUCGAUUUAUACGAAGACCCGCCCCCCGACGUGACAUGUUUCGAUCUGGACACGGCUACUAUAAGUCAGUCGUUGAAUCGGCAAACGUUGAAGCUGUCGAUUCUUCCGAAAAAACCAACGAAGCAACUCAAAGCAACGUUGGAUGAUUUGUUCAGGAGACUGAAUAAAGAGGCUUUUGAUCUUGGAAGCAAAAAAGCGGACUACGUUCCUGUAGAUCGCGAAAUGGUGAUACAGAAGAAACGAAAGGAGUUGGAAAUGGCGAUUCAUGAUGCGUUUUUGAGAUUUAUGGCCAAUUUAAUGCGUGGAUAUCAGUCCUUUUUGAAACCAAUCAAAUGCGCGCCAGCAAGUGUGAGUGCAACCGACACUGGAAAUCUUUUCGAUCUCGACGGCUUUUUGAAGUCUAGAGAUAAAUCUGGAGUAGAAUUUUUCAGAAGGUUUGGCGCAACUCAGUCUUUUAUUCGUUUUAUCGAAGAACGUAGCUUCAUAUCCGACAAGAGCACAUAUAACGCUUUCUUUGAUGAUUGUAUAGCCAAAGUUGAUAUGAGUGAAGGGAAUGAUGUACCUCUUCUUGAGUCCGACUCUUCUGCCCAUUUGAACAAUACUUCCGUAAGUGAAAUUUUUUAUAUACCUUCUCUCCUUUUUGUUGAAUCAGUAGCGACGACUAGCAACAUCAUACCAUUUUUCUUUUUUGUUGAGACUAUGAGACAUACUUUGCAGGUGUUCAUCGCACCCCCGGAGCCAAUUAUUGAUCCCGCUACUGGACUUGAGCGUGAAUUCAGAUAUGAACGGUUCCCUCGUCGUUUGGACCCCGCACUAUUCCAACUUGAUCAACUGAAUUUAAAUCGCACCACAGACCAACACACAGUUCCUGUGCAAUACGAACACAAUCGGUGUGCUGCUGUUCGUACGAAGCCAGAAAUGAAAUCGUCUAUACUUGCUGCGACCAACUCAGUGCGAACGAAUCCUUUGCAUUGGCCAAAAACACUCCUUUUUUAUGCCUAUUCGUUAUGGUUUAUGCAGUUACCUAGCCUCGUCUCCAUCGCCCCAAACAAACGAAAGAUUCUGUUAUUGGCUUUUCAUAUACUGGAUAGAAUGGAACAUACAGAUGUUUUCCCUUUGGAUCAGGUUUGCUACCGUAUCCUGAUUGAGCUCUGCGGCGAAUGUGGAGAACCUUCGCUAGCUGUCAAGGUGCUUCAAGCAAUGCAUCGUGCAGGAGUUGAACAGAAUGCCGUUACGUACGGAAUUUAUCACCGCGCCGUGCUGAAUGCAAAGUGGCCUACUUCCUCACGACAACGCGCCAUAUCUGCAUGGGCUAUGUUACGGCUGCAUCUGCAAGCUAUCACCAAAUUCAAAAUGUGCAUAAGAUCUAACGCUCAUAAUCCGUAUCCUUCUGUAGCAGACACACAAUCAGUGAGUGAUAGUGGAUAUCACAGCGAUAAAGCAGCCGAAGAAAAGCGUCUGGUAAACUUGCUCAUGUUUUAUAAGGAAGCGCUGGAGUUGGAAACGAAGCCCUACGUUAUUUCAUACGAACCCGUUCAGCCUAGUGCAACUUGUGAUGAAAACCCUACUAAAAUCGAUCCCUUGGAUCCUCUUGGAGCUCUUUCGAGUGCAGAAACUCCGAAAACUCCAAGCACACCUAAGCUAUCUUCAAAUUACAUGCCAAUGAGUCCUAGCAGAGCCAAGUUUAUGGCUGAAUUGGAAUCCACUCCUUUCGCCAAUGAGUUUAAUAUCAAAUCGGAGAGUAAGACACCGAACAAAUCCCUCGGUUGGUUGAAAGGAAUUACAAAUAGCCCAAUAGUGAAGAUGAUCCGCAGUCAGACUUUCGUAGUGUUCACGACGAAAAAUUGUCGAGAACACUGCCUUGAACGUUGUAGAGUGUUUCUAGAAAAUCCAAAGCCUCCAGAUCCUGAAGCUCAAGGAAUGUCGGUCAGCCCGAGUCUUCAUGCUAUCGUCAAUCAAGUAUGGAAGGGGUAUGAUGACGUUCGCAUGGACGGCAAAUUAGAAGAAACUAACGUGACAAAAUUUUAUCCUGUGUCCUCUAAGCUGAAGCUGGGAGUCUCCUCAUUGGUACGUGAAGUUAAAAGCCUCAAUCGGUCGUAUCGUGAACGAGGUAGCGGAACCAUUUUCGGCGAUGAUUCGGACGAUGACACAGUGGAUAUAGAUGAGGAAGACAACGCGUAUCAACUCGAUUGCGGCAAAGCGGACUCAAUUCUAAAUGAUGAUUGGUGGCUUAAAGAGGUAUACUUGCAACUUCGUCGAAAUGAAAUGCGCAAAGGGGAGAGGGACGAAGCGAGAGAGGAAGCUUUCCGCUCUGGUAUCGUUGAUGUAACACUUUCGUCAUGUACACCGUGCCCAAACUGCCGAAUGAUGAUAUACGACGAGGAGAUCAUGUCGGGGUGGAAAGUGGAUGACCAAAAUCUUAAUACCGUCUGCCCAUAUUGCUUCCCAGAAGACGAAGGGAAACUUGGAACCGAGCGGAAUGGGAGAUUAGAAAAUUUAAAAACUUGUUGUACGAAGGCGUUUUCACAGAUCUUCGCCCCACGGCUCACAGUCCAUAUCGAGAGGCGAAAUAAACCGACAACCAGUUGGUACCGUCUGAAUACAUUCGAUGCAGAUUUACAGGUUUCGUUAUUCCUUUUAACACAGUCAUAUUCUCGACUUCAUCAAAGUACACCAGCUUCAACACCAGGUGCUGCGGAGGAUAUCUGUGUCUCGUAUGUAAGUCCCCUAGUACUUCGUCGCGAGGUGGAGACGCUUCUGGCUGCCGAUUUGUACGCCUUGAAGGACCCUCAAAUUAUGACAAGUCAUCCAGUUGUCUUCUGGAAUCUGGUGUUUUACCUUCGACGACUUUCGUUGCCAUCGCAUCUCUAUAUGCAAGUUGAUUGCAUUGUGUGGAUAUCACCUCGGGCACAUAUACGAUGUGUCUAUGAUCGUCCUCUUGAUCAUGUUGGUCCCACUCCUCUCUAUCUCGUGAAUCCAAAUCAUAAGUUGCGUAAAGAUGGGAAAGGUGUCAAUGUUCAGUUCGUAUCACAAGAAAAACUGAGUCGCUCGUUACCUGUAUGGAAAACUGUAACUCAGUCAGUACAAGACAACCGGUUAUUUACUGCGAUUCAAACACUCAUUAAUGACAGCCGAAGGGUGACUGAAAACGGACAAAUUGCUCUCGGCCCUCAUUUUCCGGUAUUCAGGGAUAUACAAUUCGCCAGUUUGGAUGUAUUUGGUCGUGCCCUUUUGAGAGACAGUCUGGAUAAGCAGUACAUUGAGGAGUACCACAAACUUCCACCUCGUAUUAUGUGUAUCAUGCCGCACCAAGAUAGACCUCAGAGUCCCGUGGAGCGUGCCUGUCGUAAAGUUUUCCUUCCAUUAGAUCUGUUCUGA
Messenger RNA from Haemonchus placei, 4851 nucleotides. NCBI's taxonomy places the organism in Eukaryota, Metazoa, Nematoda, Chromadorea, Rhabditida, Trichostrongylidae. The record is from the annotation of a GenBank genome assembly.